CUGAAGUUCCAAACUGAGAGACCAGUUGUGAUCAGUCUGCACUAGACUGACCAUAACGAGGUUUGUGAUCGCCAAGUCCAACUGUCCAAAGUACGAUAGUUGCGUGACGUUCAUACAGAGUAAUUAAAGUUAGUGGUCAUAGGGCAAGCCAGGUGAAACCAGAAGUGAUCCUUUUCCGAUCGUUCAGCAGUUGCGUCCUCAAAGGUCUACAUUUACUUGAUUGCAAAGUGUUGUGUUGAUUUGUAGAUUGUGACCGGAAGUAUCAGCCAGAAUCAACAUGAAUUAGUGGUCCCCCUUUCAGUUAAACUGUAUAGUAGCUUCCACCUGCGUGGAAGAAAGCGAACGUGAGUUUGGGUUCCGAUUCGUUGAGUAAUUCUCGGGGUAUCGCUGGUUAGUGUCUGUACGGUUGCAUCAAAAUGAUUAACAAAUAUUGUCAAUUACUGUUCAGCGUUCUGUGUAUUAUUAACACGUGCAUAGUUUUAGCCGCGCAAAUAAGUGAUCAGCCACUGGCAUUAUCGUUGACGAUCAGUUCACGAACCAGAAGUUUAGAGGUCGCCUGGAGAAAUGCUCAAAUACAUGAUGGAGAUGCGGUGGUUAUCACAACAGAGGAACCACUCACUUUCCAAAAACCAAGUACCGGAGUAAUUGAAAGUGAAGUAGUUACGGAAGGUAGCGGCGGAGGCAUAGAACCAUCAUCCAAUGCUUUCGAUAAUAAUAGCCGCUUUAGAAGUGAUUGGCAAUGCAAUAAUUCCACUACGUCCAUAGUACAUCAGCUUAUCCCCAAAAACGCAAACGAAUGGAUAACGACAACUGUACCUUUUGAUUAUGCACUUUCUUCUGAGAUCACCAUAGAUACAAAGUGCUAUGGUUUCUGGGCCAGCUAUAUUGAUUCGAACGGGACAAUCCUUGCAACUAGCUGCAUCAGUGCACAUCCGAAAUGGAUGAAUGAGAUGCGGUCUCACAUUGAGAACUUCCGACUACGCGAUCUAUUCAUACCCGGAACUCAUGACUCCGGAUCAUAUCGUUAUCGCUUCAACCCAGUCAUAAAUGAGACUUUAGUAACCAAAUAUUCAUUAACGCAGGACGACGACAUCAAGGGGCAAUUAUUGCACGGAAUAAGAUACUUAGAUAUUCGGGUUGGUUAUUAUAGAUCAUCUGAAGAGUUAUUCUGGGCAAACCAUGGAAUAUCUAGGCAGCGACCGUUGAGAGAGAUCCUGGAGCAAGUUUUGGAUUUUGUUGAGGACACCAAUGAAAUUGUUUUAUUUGAUAUUCAAGAAUUCCCUGUAGGCUUUGGGCGUAAUCUGGAUAUACAUCGAAAACUAGUAAACUUCGUGAAGUCGGUUCUAGGAGAUCAUAUAGCUGAUCCACAAUUAACUUGGCAAGCGACAUUGAAAGAUAUCUGGCAGCGGAAACAGACCAUAAUAGUGAGUUAUGAUAACUACGAGGUAGUUGACGAAUAUCCAUCAAUAUUGUUCCAAGCGAUUGAACAGAGAUGGGGCAAUGUACAGAAUUUGGAUAGUCUUGAACGAUUUCUAAGAAGAAAAAACCAAUUAUUCGCAAACUUAAUUAGCCGACCUUUUGCGGAUAUGGCAGAAUUAACGCCAGAUACAUGGGGCGUUUUAACAGAUCAGUAUGGAGGACUCCGCUUGUUGGCUGACCGAGUCAAUCGAUUUGUCUCCAAAUGGUAUGAAAAUGAAUUGGGGGUGAAUGCGAAUAUUGUGGCAGUUGAUUUUUAUCGGGGAACAACAAUAGUGGAGACCGCAAUUUCAUGGAAUUUAAAGAGAAUUGUGACUUAAUAAGAUAGUUCUUAUACGAAUAAAAUUCUAUUUGCACUUGCAAA
Messenger RNA from Hermetia illucens (black soldier fly), 1840 nucleotides. It is a transcript of the gene PLCXD, whose product is annotated as PI-PLC X domain-containing protein 1. Gene Ontology annotation, biological process: lipid metabolic process. The transcript has 3 exons. Gene Ontology annotation, molecular function: phosphoric diester hydrolase activity. Bases 417 to 1796 code for a protein of 459 amino acids. The record is from RefSeq and is a predicted model, not a curated record. NCBI's taxonomy places the organism in Eukaryota, Metazoa, Arthropoda, Insecta, Diptera, Stratiomyidae.